Carica papaya (papaya) is the source of this 896-nucleotide messenger RNA. Its product is annotated as WPP domain-containing protein 1-like. Gene Ontology annotation, biological process: lateral root development; mitotic cell cycle. The record is from RefSeq and is a predicted model, not a curated record. Lineage: Eukaryota; Viridiplantae; Streptophyta; Magnoliopsida; Brassicales; Caricaceae.
AUCUACUCUCAGCCCACACCCAAUUCCUCCUCCUCUUCAUCACUUCCCUUCUCCUCAAUCCGGCUCCCCCCCACCUUCCCCCGACUCAGUGACUCGCACAUUUUUAACUCUUCCCCCUUCGAAAUUUUCCCCAAAUCAAAAUCGUCAUCUGCAAAUAGAAACAGAAGAGAUAAUAUGUCGGACACUGAAUCGCCAACUGUCACCGCACCGGCGUCCGAAUCGCAGAACUCGGAAAUGGAAACCCAACCCCAACCCAAGAAGGAGGAAGAUACCACCAACGCCUUGCUCCGCAUAUGGCCACCGAGGCAGCGCACGCGCGAUGCGGUUGUCACGCGCCUGAUCGAGACUCUCUCUACGCCCUCCAUCCUCUCUAAUCGCUACGGUACUCUUCCGGCCGACGAGGCCGCGACCGCAGCCCGGGCCAUCGAGGAGGAGGCCUUUGGCGUGGCCUCCGCAGCGUCCUCCGAGGAGGAUGAUGGGAUUGAGAUCCUCUCGCUUUAUUCGAAAGAGAUCAGCAAGCGUAUGCUCGAGUCAAUCAAGGCCAGAGCUGCCGCUGCCCCCUCUCCUACUUCCAACUCUGUGGAUCCUACUGCUAACCGUGUCGUGUCUGCUACGGAGGAUGUUUCCUCUGCUUCCAUGUAGGCUGAGGCUUGAGUUUGGUGGAUUCUUGUCUCUCUCUCUAUUUUAGGGAUUUUGUUUAGAUUGAUAUGUUAUGCUAGGGCUUAUCCUGUUACUGUUGAGAUCUGUUUCUUAAUUGUCUGUGGAUUUCUCAUACUUAUAUUACAAAAACAUUUUGUAAUAUUCAUCAUUCAGUGUCUGUGUUUUAUAUUUUUCUUUUUCGCGACAUUGCAACUUUCAUCUUUCAGAUUCUAUGGAUAUACUGUCUAUUCUUGUCA